AAUUUUUCUCUCACUAAAGUUCACUCUUGAGAUAGAGUAAGAAAUAUAAUUCGGACUGAGGAGAUUUACCCGGUCUAGGUCAUACUUUGUGUUCUUGUUGUGUGUUUUAUAUUACGGGUCGAGUGUGUCCAGGUCAAACCCGGUUAACCCACCCCGCUAUAUUUACACCAUCAUUUUUGGCGCCACCCGUGGGACCGAUUUUUAAAGUUUUUUCGACCAGGUCAAAACUUUACCCCCACUAAAUAUCCACAAUCAUGUCUUCGGGCAACAACAACACUGUGUCAAGCCAGGCUGCGAGUGAAAGCACUCCUGCCAUCCCACUGAUGAUAACGAGCAUGGGGACGACCUUUGCCCCGAUCACCACUGUAGGAUCGAUUGGCAUGAUCCCGAUCAUGUCGACCCCUACUCCUACACCAACGACAACAAUGUUCCCAGGCUCGAUAACAACACCCGGGGGAGCAUUCUCACCAUACCCGUCAGCUUGGGCUCAAUUUGCUACUGACCCGGCAAAUGCUCAGGUUCUACAGGGCUAUCAACAGGUGAUGACCAUGAUGCAACAGGCAGGGGGCUUCAUGCUAUUUGCCUAUCCUGGCAUGAUGCCACCAACCAUGCCACCCUCGGUGUCGACUCCAUCAACAUUCGUUCCUAGAAUGGUUCCUAUACAUCCGGUGAAUUUGACGGGGACCAUGAAUGAGGCAGCUCCCUCAAAUGUCCAUGAAGUUGACGAGGCGGAACAGGAGGCAGCCCGCAGAGGGAAGGGUAAGGCUAUAGCCAAACCCAGCAAGACCCGAGAUUCGGCGUUCAAACGCCUAGGGGACAAAGAGGAUGGACCCCGCAAGUCUGCCAAGCUACGUCUUGGUCCUGAGAUGGGCCGGACUAGCGCAAUGGAAAGACUUGGUGGGAGUCGUCCUGCCCAAUCUCGUCGUUUUAGGGAAUCUAAGACGAUUCACCUAGAUGAGGAGAAAGCUGAAAGCCAACCCAAUGGAUCGGCAUAUACCAGGCUCUCAUACGAUGAGGAUGACCUGGACAAGAUAGGGAGCAUAGCGAGAAAGCUACGUGCCCUGGAGGAAAAGGUAGAAGAGAAAGCGGGAGCGAAGAAGCACACCCUGUCCAAAUCACCCUUUUCAGCCAGGGUACAUGCACAAAACUUGAGGCGGAAGGUCAAGCUGGACGUGGAGAAAUUCACUGGAAAGGAGGAUCCAAAUGUCCACCUUGACACCUUCCAUAAUGCAGCGCAAAUGGCCGGGUGUACUGAUGCUGAAGAAUGCCUACUCUUCUUCUCAUCCUUGAGAGGGAGGCCAGUGGAAUGGUUUAACAGCCUUCCACAUGGUAAGAUCGGGUCCUUUGAAAAACUUGCUGAGAUUUUUCGCAAGAAGUACGAGGACAACUGCAUCAAAAGGAAGAAGUUCACCUACCUUAACACGGUAGGGCAGAGGGAGAAGGAGUCCUUGACUCAGUUCUUAACUCGCUGGAGGGACGAGGUCGACAAAGUAGAAGAGAUAGACGACAAGACGGCCAUGUCUUUGCUGAUGAAUGCCUUUCGGUCGGGUGACCUCUACACUGAAUUUUGUAGAAGGCCACCCUCCUCUUAUCAAGAAGCUUACAAUACGGCAUGGGAGUACGCGGAGGCGGAGGUCCUAAACAAGAGAAAACGAGAACUGGAAGAAGGUUAUAUGAAGGUCAAGACCGAGAAGCCAAAGGACGACCAUAUGGGAGGGUCCAGGCCAAGGACCACAUAUGAUGGGACGGUCCACCAAAUUAGGAAUGAGAAGAAGGGAGAAUAACCCAAGCGGCCUUGGACAGAGAAGUGGUGUACCUAUCACCAAUCUGACUCCCACGACACGGCAGACUGCCGAAAUGUCAAGGCUGUGCUCAAGGAGAUGACCUUGAAAGGGGAAUUGGAUGAAGUAUUCGUUACCGGGCUUGAGGAAGACCCAUACGCGAGUACUUGAAUCCACCCACAUGAAUAUGAUCAUGGAAGGAAGAGAGGGUGGAUAAGAUGUGGUCAAGAUUACUAAGCUUGCUGUAGACGGAUCAGUCUUGAUGUCUAGGACCUGGAUCGUUGCAUGGGGUGAUAAAAAAAAAAGGAAAAAAAACCCUUGAGAUAGGGGCCUUGAUGUUGAGGUAAACAGAAAGAUUAAUGUGAUCCUGGCGGCAGAUGGGGCGAGAUUGUCGGGAUGGAUGUGACAAGUUUUGAAAUGAUUUAUGAUAUGUCAAUAUUAAAUUCGCUUCCGCAAUAUUGUUAAAUACU
Messenger RNA from Cuscuta campestris, 2251 nucleotides. Lineage: Eukaryota; Viridiplantae; Streptophyta; Magnoliopsida; Solanales; Convolvulaceae. The record is from the annotation of a GenBank genome assembly.